Messenger RNA from Mucor velutinosus, 216 nucleotides. RefSeq lists its product as uncharacterized. The record is from RefSeq and is a predicted model, not a curated record. The coding region runs from base 1 to 216 and encodes 71 amino acids. NCBI's taxonomy places the organism in Eukaryota, Fungi, Mucoromycota, Mucoromycetes, Mucorales, Mucoraceae. The transcript has 2 exons.
AUGAACGCCAUCAGCGGAGCACAGGCAAAGAUCAAAGAAGCUACUUACUGCUUAUCACCAACAGAGAUAGACCAGAAGAGUACAGCAGCAGCAGCAACACCAGCGCCAUCGAAAAAUCGAAGAAUGAACAACAACAGAGACCAGAUAAAGACCAAAGAAGCAACCACCAGGCAUGAUGAACCAAAGAAGCAGACGGCAGAGGUAGCAGAGAAGUAA